AUGUGUCAAGGCAAGUGUAGCUUCUAUGGCUUUAAUCCUCAGAUUCAGAAAUGUCGAAUCCACAAGAGGGUUUUUACUUCGGGAGUGUCUAAUGAGACUGGCUGGAGAUACUACUCACAUGACUUAAUUCCCUUAGAUUGUACGGACCUUUAUACAGAUGGUCGCUAUGAUUCCGGGGUGUACGACAUAUACCCAUAUGGGACCAUUACCAUUCCUGUCCUCGUGUUCUGUCAUAUGACCACAAUGGGCGGAGGGUGGGCGGCGAUUCAAAAACGAGUAGACGGAUCUGUAAGUUUCAAUAGGAGCUGGACGGAAUACAAGAAUGGUUUUGGUGCCCCAGAACAGGAUUACUGGAUUGGAAAUGACGUAAUCCAUCUGUUAACAAAGAGAAAGAACUCGUCCCUUUAUGUGUCCAUCACUCUCCAGAAUGGUACGACGCUGUAUGAAACGUACGAUCGAUUCUCUAUCUCCGAUGAAACAGGGAAAUAUCAAUUCUUUUUGGGAGGACCUGCCACAGGAACCUUAGGUGACAGGAUGCUAGACACUGGUGAUUCGUACAGAGAUGUGUCAGGGAUGUACUUCAGCACCCCGGACGUGGAUAACGACAGACAUACCGGUCACUGUGCUGCUAACUGGUAUGGAGGAGGAGGAGGAGGCUGGUGGUAUAACCACUGUCACUACGCCUUCUUCAAUGACAUCUGGUCUUCAUCCAAAUGGAGUUGGGUUUGGUAUCCACCAGUUGAAAAGGGCACAGAAGUCAAAGAAACUAUGAUGAUG
This is a messenger RNA of Saccostrea cuccullata (small rock oyster), 777 nucleotides long. Its product is annotated as microfibril-associated glycoprotein 4-like. The record is from RefSeq and is a predicted model, not a curated record. The annotation marks the transcript as partial. NCBI's taxonomy places the organism in Eukaryota, Metazoa, Mollusca, Bivalvia, Ostreida, Ostreidae. The transcript is spliced from 5 exons.